UUAAUUGCUUUCAAGAACCAUAUAUUUUUUUUUUUUUUAUAUAUAUAUAUAUAUACACUGCGGAGAAGGUUUGAGUUCUUGAAGUUAUAACAAAAAUGGAGGAAAAUCUUCCUCCAGGAUUCAGAUUCCAUCCAACAGACGAAGAGCUCAUAACAUUUUAUUUAACAAGAAAAGUGUCUGAUGUCAGUUUCACAUCCAAAGCUAUUGUAGAUGUUGAUCUCAAUAAGUCUGAACCUUGGGAACUUCCAGGCAAGGCUUCAAUGGGGGAGAAAGAAUGGUAUUUCUUUAGCUUGAGAGAUCGAAAAUACCCCACCGGACUUCGAACGAAUCGAGCUACUGAAGCAGGGUAUUGGAAAACCACAGGGAAAGAUAAAGAUAUAUUUCGUGGAGGAGUAUUGGUAGGGAUGAAGAAAACCCUAGUUUUUUACAAGGGUAGAGCUCCAAGGGGUGAGAAAAGUAACUGGGUUAUGCAUGAAUACAGGCUUGAAAACAAACAUCCUUUCAAGCAUAAUAAGGAGGAAUGGGUAGUUUGUAGGGUAUUCCAAAAGAGCUCACCAGCAGCCAAAAAACCACAACCGACACUAUCCUCUCAACAAUCUUUAGGAUCUCCAUGUGAUGAUACAAAUUCCAUUGUCAAUGAGUUUGGAGAUAUUGAGUUACCAAACCUAAACAACAUUGUCAAUUCUUCCUCAUCUACUUGCUUCAACAGCCUCUCUUCAACAGUACAAAAUACUAAUUUUCUCACCACCAAUAACAAUGACACCAAUGUAAAUUUAAACACAAAUAUGAACAUGAACUGGGCUACAACUCUCCCUUCACUCUCUUGGCCUUCAAGCUUGCUAAGCUCAAAUCUCACAAUGAAUUCCUUGCUUCUCAAGGCAUUGCAAUUUAGAAGCUAUCAACAAGGAGAAGGUGCAGCAAGUAGUAGUACAACUAAUCCUUACUCAUUCCUUACACAGGGAAUUCCUCAGUUUGUCGGAACGACAACGGAUUGUAUAAGUUCAAAUAAUUUUCAGGCUGCUUCUUCUUCUCUAUCCUCCAAGGUUUUAGAAUCUGUAUUGCCACAACAACAACCACAGCAGGAGCAACCAUUCAAUUUGGACUCCAUUUGGUAAUGAAGCUGUGUAAAUAUUAAACCAUUCCUAACAUCUUUUCUGUUUCAAUUAUCUUCAACGAAGACUUAAAGUAUAUAUAGAGUCUUGGAGCAACGAAGCUCAAGCUCAUGCAUAUAAAUGCCACAAGAAAAAUAAUGGUCAGAUUUCAUUUGUCUAGGAAUGUAGUAAAAACCUUUAAAAAAAUUGUAAUGUUUUAGUUAAUUAAUUAUGUAUCUUUUUUUUAUGUUGAAGUGUUAAUUUUAGUUAAGUUGGUGAACUACUGCUUCAAUACAAAAGAAGUAGCUUGCUAAAUUAACAUUACAAGUCAUUUA
Molecule: messenger RNA, 1426 nt
Organism: Jatropha curcas
Lineage: Eukaryota; Viridiplantae; Streptophyta; Magnoliopsida; Malpighiales; Euphorbiaceae
Gene: NAC058
Product: NAC domain containing protein 58
Biological process (GO): regulation of DNA-templated transcription
Molecular function (GO): DNA binding
Source: RefSeq, a predicted model, not a curated record